CGCACCCGCCGAACCGACCCAAUUACCCAACCACAACACCCUAUCCCCACCAAACUUUCAAAUCGACACCACAUCAUCAUGUUCCGCACCGCCGUUAUCCGAUCUUUCGCCGCCGCGACGCGGACAGCCAUCCGACCCAUCCCGUCGGUUUCCGCAAGGAGAUUAGCUAUCGCCCCUGUCUCCAAGCCUUCUUCGUUUGUUCCCAAGACGGUCGCAUGGCAAGCGGUGCGGUGCUAUGCCUCGGGCGGCAGCCUCGAGAGGGGUGAGGUGUAUGAACGCAUUAAGCUGCUGCUUUCGGGUUUUGACAAGGUCAACGAUCCUGCCAACAUCACAGAGACGGCGCACUUUGCGAACGAUCUGGGCCUCGACAGCCUGGAUACUGUCGAGGUUGUAAUGGCCAUUGAGGAGGAGUUUAGCAUCGAGAUCCCCGACAAGGACGCCGACACAAUCCAUAGCGUUGACAAGGCGGUCGAGUAUAUCCUUAGCCAGCCCGACGCGAACUAGAGUGCCAGCCAUUUAUCUCUGUUCAACCCUGUACCAUAUCAUGACCAGAAUCAAGACGCAGCAGCAUACCACGCCGCCCCUCCCUGGUGUUUCUUAGACGGUGGGACGAGCUCAGGGGAGGUGUCCGUAAUCUACCUCAAUAUUGGGCGUUUGCAUGGGCGGAUGGAUGGCUGUGCUGUGUAUGUGUGAAUAUAUUAGCAGCAACCAAAGAUGAGGAUGGGAAGCCCCCAGUCACACUGCUGUCUUGAAACGAAACGCUGCUCGCUUCAGUUGCGGAAUUGUGAUUGUGAACAUGACAGCUAACAUUUACAACCUCAG
Molecule: messenger RNA, 822 nt
Organism: Canariomyces notabilis
Lineage: Eukaryota; Fungi; Ascomycota; Sordariomycetes; Sordariales; Chaetomiaceae
Product: acyl carrier protein
Exons: 5
Coding region: 79-504 (141 amino acids)
Biological process (GO): fatty acid biosynthetic process
Cellular component (GO): mitochondrion
Molecular function (GO): acyl carrier activity; acyl binding
Source: RefSeq, a predicted model, not a curated record